Eublepharis macularius is the source of this 2712-nucleotide messenger RNA. It is a transcript of the gene PRPF3, whose product is annotated as pre-mRNA processing factor 3. Lineage: Eukaryota; Metazoa; Chordata; Lepidosauria; Squamata; Eublepharidae. Gene Ontology annotation, cellular component: U4/U6 x U5 tri-snRNP complex. The transcript is spliced from 16 exons. Bases 93 to 2174 code for a protein of 693 amino acids. Gene Ontology annotation, biological process: mRNA splicing, via spliceosome. The record is from RefSeq and is a predicted model, not a curated record.
CGGCCCGCUCUCCGACGACGUUCGGUCUCCGUCAGGCAGAGCCUGUGGCGCGGCCUUUCCUCGCUGGGCAGGCGGGCGAGAUUUCUCUGAGGAUGGCCCUUUCCAAGCGGGAGCUGGAUGAGCUGAAGCCAUGGGUGGAGAAGACGGUGAAGCGUGUCCUCGGCUUCUCAGAACCCACCGUGGUCACUGCUGCAUUGAACUGUGUGGGGAAAGGCAUGGAUAAAAAGAAGGCAGCUGAUCACCUCAAGCCCUUCUUGGAUGACUCCACUUUGCGGUUUGUUGAUAAGCUCUUUGAGGCAGUUGAAGAAGGCCGAAGCUCCCGGCACUCCAAGUCCAACAGUGACCGAAACCGAAAGCGGGAAUUGAAGGAUGUGUUUGGUGAUGACUCGGAAAUUUCGAAGGAAUCUUCAGGUGUCAAGAAACGCCGUAUCCCACGCUUUGAAGAAGUCGAGGAAGAGCCUGAGGUCAUCCCUGGCCCACCGGCGGAAAGUCCAGGAAUGCUGACUAAGCUGCAGAUCAAGCAAAUGAUGGAAGCAGCAACACGGCAGAUUGAGGAGAGGAAGAAACAGCUGAGUUUCAUCAGCCCUCCCGCACCUCAGCCUAAAGCUCCGGCCGCAUCCCAGCCUGAACGCCUCCCCAUUGGCAACACCAUCCAGCCCUCGCAGGCAGCCACCUUCAUGAACGACGCCAUCGAGAAAGCCAGGAAAGCGGCCGAGCUACAGGCUCGCAUCCAGGCACAGCUGGCCUUAAAACCCGGACUCAUCGGCAAUGCCAACAUGGUGGGGUUGGCCAACCUUCACGCAAUGGGCAUCGCCCCACCGAAAGUUGAGCUGAAGGACCAGACCAAGCCAACCCCCCUGAUCUUGGAUGAGCAAGGUCGCACGGUCGAUGCUACGGGCAAGGAGAUCGAGCUGACUCACCGCAUGCCGACCCUCAAGGCGAACAUCCGGGCAGUGAAGAGGGAGCAGUUCAAGCAGCAGCUGAAGGAGAAGCCUUCCGAGGACAUGGAGUCCAACACUUACUUCGACCCCCGGGUCUCCAUCACCCCAUCUCAGCGGCCAAAGCGGACCUUCAAGUUCCACGACAAGGGCAAGUUUGAAAAAAUUGCCCAGAGGUUGCGGACAAAGGCUCAGUUGGAGAAACUCCAGGCCGAGAUCUCUCAAGCUGCCAAGAAGACUGGAAUUCAUACCUCUACCAAACUGGCCCUGAUUACUCCCAAAAAGGAGCUGAAGGAGGGGGAUGUCCCCGAGGUGGAAUGGUGGGACUCCUACAUCAUUCCCAACGGCCUGGAUGUAAAAUUUGCAGAUUCGUUUAAAAGGGAGGACUAUUUUGGCAUCACGAACCUGGUGGAGCACCCGGCUCAGUUAAACCCUCCAGAGAUGGUUCUGGUUUCUCUUGUUCCAGUGGACAGCGACAUGCCAGUGACCUUGGGAGUGUAUCUGACCAAAAAAGAGCAGAAGAAAUUACGGCGACAGACCCGGCGGGAGGCCCAGAAGGAGCUCCAGGAGAAAGUGAGGCUCGGCCUCAUGCCCCCGCCGGAGCCCAAAGUUCGAAUCUCAAACCUGAUGCGCGUUCUGGGAACAGAAGCUGUCCAAGACCCCACCAAGGUGGAAGCCCACGUCCGAGCCCAGAUGGCAAAGAGGCAGAAAGCUCACGAAGAGGCCAAUGCAGCACGGAAGCUCACUGCGGCCCAGAGGAAAGCCAAGCAAGUGAAGAAGCUGAAGGAAGACGUCUCUCAGGGGGUGCACGUAUCUGUCUAUAGGGUCCGAAACUUAAGCAACCCAGCCAAGAAGUUCAAGAUCGAAGCAAAUGCCGGUCAGCUGUACCUCACAGGCGUUGUCGUUUUACACAAAGACGUUAACGUGGUGGUGGUAGAAGGAGGCCCUAAAGCACAGAAAAAAUUCAAACGGCUUAUGCUGCAUCGAAUAAAAUGGGAUGAGCAGACAUCGAACACAAAGGGAGAUGAUGAUGAUGAAUCUGAUGAGGAGUCCGUGAAAAAGACAAACAAAUGUUCUCUGGUUUGGGAGGGCACAGCAAAGGAUCGCAGCUUUGGCGACAUGAAAUUCAAGCAGUGCCCCACUGAAAACAUGGCACGAGAACACUUUAAAAAACACGGUGCAGAGCACUACUGGGACCUGGCUCUGAGUGAGUCGGUGUUGGAGUCCACAGACUGAAGGUCCUUCCUGCGCCCCCCCCUUUUUCGGCAUUUUGCAGUGUUUAACGUUGUGAGCAAGAAUUGGCUGAAACCUUGGAGAAGACCCUCCCCCGAGUUCCUCACCAUAAGACGCACAUGAUUAAAAGAAAUAUUUUUCAUAGAUGAAAACACACACAUCCCAGGCCUUUUUGGACUAAACCAGUUUGUGGAUCUUGAUGUGUGUGCUGUUGCUGUCCUGCUGUCUCAACAAAAUCCAGCUUUGAGGCCCUGGAAAGCGGAGGCCCAUUUUCCAGCUGUGCCUUGUUUCCUUUCCAACACCACAGGUCUCUAAAGAGAGGCAGCCCUGGUUGGCUUUCCCUCCCAGUUCGGUAGGUGGGGUCACAAGUGAGGCAAGUAAGCAAGGGGGAGAGGGGAGAACGGAAGAGCUGGACGGAGCUGCAGGCUCAGACGGACGGGAGGCUGCAGCUCCCGGCAUGGGAAUUGUACAGCAGAAUAGGAGCUGGGGAUUUAGCCCGCAUCCUACAUUUACAGAAUAAACUCUUUUUUUUGUAAGAAGC